AUGACUACUUGGACUCCUUUGGAAUCAAACCCAAAUGUUAUCAAUCCGGUAGGAGCUAUUGAAUUUUUUGGAAAAGUUAAUUUUUGGGAUUUUAGAUGAUUCAAAAAAUCGGAGUCAGCGGAUUAAAAGCCGUCGAUGUUUUGUUUUUCGACGAUGAAACUAUCGAAAAACCACAAUUUGCAGUUUUGCUCUGCUUCCCAGAAUAUAAGAAAGUUGAUGAAAUAAUGAAGCCGAUUUACGAAUCAGCAAAACCUGCGAAUGAUUCAAUCUUUUUCAUGAAACAGGUAAGACCAAUCACUUUUUUCCCACAAAAAAGGGUUUUUAGAAAAUCGCGAAUGCUUGCGGCACUUUUGCCUUGUUCCAUGCUUUGGCGAAUUCGGAAGAUCAAAUCAAUAUUGGUGAGUUUUGAAUAGGCAAAGUUGAAAAAAAAAUCGACAAAAUUUUAAAAAUUAUAAAACCAAUUAAACGCGCUCCAGCGCACAUCUUUUUCGUGUAGUUCUCUCGGAGAAGGUGAUAUGAAAAAAUCAAAAAAUUUAUUUCUGAAACAAGUUGCGUUUCCUAGGUGAUGGCACUUUCGGAAAAUGGUUGAAGGAAGCGAAAAAUGUUGGAGUUGAAGAGCGCUCUGGAUUACUUGAAGCAGGUAAUUGAUUUUUAUCAAAAACAUUUGAGAUAAUCCUCUUUGAUAUUUAGACAAACAUUUGUCUGAAAUCCAUGCGAGUGCUGCUCAAAGCGGACAAUCUACUCAAGUCGAUGAUGUAAAUCAUCAUUUCAUUUGCUUUGUUGCAAAAAAUGGCGUUUUGUUCGAGAUUGAUUCGCGUCGCGGAUUCGCCAGAGAAGUUGGCCCAACAAGCGACGAAACUCUUGUAAAAGAUUCUGGCGAAGCUUGCAAACAUCUCAUUGAAAAGCUCAACAAUGUUAGCUUUUCAGCAAUUGCAUUGGUGAAAAAUUAA
Messenger RNA from Caenorhabditis angaria, 950 nucleotides. Lineage: Eukaryota; Metazoa; Nematoda; Chromadorea; Rhabditida; Rhabditidae. The record is from the annotation of a GenBank genome assembly.